This is a messenger RNA of Staurois parvus, 612 nucleotides long. The record is from the annotation of a GenBank genome assembly. Lineage: Eukaryota; Metazoa; Chordata; Amphibia; Anura; Ranidae.
GUCAGCAGUCUCUGGUCAUUCCCUGCACUGUCUGCAGUCUCUGGACAUUCCCUGUACUGUCUGCAGUCUCUGGACAUUCCCUGCACUGUCCGCAGUCUCUGGUCAUUCAAUGCACUGUGUCCGCAGUCUCUGGUCAUUCCCUGCACUGUCCGCAGUCUCUGUCUCUGGUCAUUCCCUGCACUGUCCGCAGUCUCUGGUCAUUCCCUGUACUGUGUCCGCAGUCUCUGGUCAUCUCCUGCACUGUGUCCGCAGUCUCUGGUCAUCCCCUGUACUGUGUCCGCAGUCUCUGGUCAUCUCCUGCACUGUGUCCGCAGUCUCUGGUCAUUCCCUGUACUGUGUCCGCAGUCUCUGGUCAUCUCCUGUACUAUGUCCGCAGUCUCUGGUCAUCUCCUGCACUGUGUCCGCAGUCUCUGGUCAUCUCCUGCACUGUGUCCGCAGUCUCUGGUCAUCUCCUGCACUGUUUCUGCAGUCUCUGGUCAUCUCCUGUACUGUGUCCGCAGUCUCUGGUCAUCUCCUGUACUGUGUCCGCAGUCUCUGGUCAUCUCCUGUACUGUGUGUCCGCAGUCUCUGGUCAUCUCCUGUACUGUUUCCGCAGUCUCUGGUCAUCUCCUG